AUGGCCAUCAACUCGCAGCGCUUACGCCAGAUGAUACUCGGCACCGGCCACCACCAGCCUUCCCCUGCUCCAACUUGGCUUCACUUCAACCAGGUGGGUACCUCCACCGCCAUUGCGAUGCCUACGAGUUAUGCAGCCAUGGUGCCUAGCCAACAUGGAUACCAUUCGUCAUAUAUGCCGUCGGUGGGAGGGCGGGACCAAUACACUGAGUUCCUGGCGCUGGCUGCGGUUGACCUUGCGAAGAGGCGCGCCACGCUCCAGGGUACGUCGCGUUCACAAGAAAUGGCUGCCGGUUAUAAGAGGAAGCGUGACGAGCAGUUGGUGCCGGCGCUUGGUGCGUCCCAGGGGCAGCUGCAGACCAUUGUCGUCGUCGACGACCUCCUACUCAACCAUGCAUCCAAGAUAUGGGAGCUUCUGGCGAAGCAAAGGCAGAUGCACAUGAGGCUGAUCACCUAUGCCGUGGAGGAUAGGGCGGCCAAGCAGCUCAAGGCAAAGGACGAGGAGAUGAAGUCUAUCUGGGUUAGGAACAUGGCGCUCCAGGACCAGGUCAGGAUCCUCCAGAGGGAGGCCCAGGAGUGGCGCAACAUCGCCAGGUCAAAGGAGGCGGCCGCCAACGCGCUCCGCGGCGACCUGCAGCGCACGCUAGCGCAGGCAGUCCAUGGUCGUGAAGUUAACGAAGCCAGUUCAUGUUGUUGGGGGGAUAACCAGGUAGCCUUCGGCAGGAACAACGAGUACGAGGUGUCAAAGCCGGAGGCGGCGACGAGCGCCGGGAGGUGCAAGGGGUGCGGCCAGGGCGAGGCCAUGGACAUAUUGCUGCCGUGCAGGCACCUCUGCGUGUGCGCGUCGUGCGCGGCCACGACAAGGGUGUGCCCGGCAUGCGGAUGCACCAAGACCGGCAGCAUCUGCGUCAACUUAUUCUGA
Molecule: messenger RNA, 921 nt
Organism: Lolium rigidum
Lineage: Eukaryota; Viridiplantae; Streptophyta; Magnoliopsida; Poales; Poaceae
Product: probable BOI-related E3 ubiquitin-protein ligase 3
Exons: 2
Coding region: 1-921 (306 amino acids)
Biological process (GO): regulation of programmed cell death
Molecular function (GO): ubiquitin-protein transferase activity
Source: RefSeq, a predicted model, not a curated record